Cyclocybe aegerita is the source of this 1098-nucleotide messenger RNA. NCBI's taxonomy places the organism in Eukaryota, Fungi, Basidiomycota, Agaricomycetes, Agaricales, Hemipholiotaceae. The record is from the annotation of a GenBank genome assembly.
AUGAAAGAAAUGCUAUUGCCAUCAACGACCGACGACGCCAUCUUCGAUAACAUCGGCCCAGGCGACCUCGUACGCUACUCGCGCACCUGCAAAGCUGCCCGCGAAGCCGUAUCUUCAUAUAACCGCCGUGCCUUCAACCUCGAGCGCGUGCUGUCGCGCUACUUCACCCCCACCCAGAUCACCAAACUCCGCGAGCUGCAGUUCGAAACCGGAGCCCUCAUUUCUGGUUCGACGGCCCUUCAGCUCCUUGAUCGAUCGCACUACGAGAAUUCGGAUCUCGACCUGUACGUUACGCACCACAGCUGCAAGCCAAUUGGUCUCUGGUUGCAGAGCAUUGGGUAUCAGUACGAGCCGAAGAGUACAGGCCGGGCACCGCUCGCUUUGCGGAAGUUGGAGACAGCGUUGGAGUAUGUGGACCCUCUGGAACGCCUGAAGGAACAUCUACUUGAAGGCAGGAAGGACCACUCCUUUCUGGAUCGAUCGGCCUCGGGAUACCUUCGCGUUCUGAAUAUAUACGACUUCAAGAAACCGAAUGACAACAACGUCAAGAUUCAGCUGAUGACCACCUGGCAUACACCGUUGGAAUGCGUACUCAAUUUCCAUUCGACGUGUGUUAUGAAUUUUAUCACCUACGACAAAGCCUUCUCCCUUUACCCGCAGGGAACAUUUAACGAACGCCGCUCACUUGCCUACCUUCCCACCAUUCAGGGUCGAAAGGAAGUGUACGAGAAGUACACCGACCGCGGAUGGAAGAUCGUUAAGAAUGGGUGGUGGCGCGAGUGUGAUGACCCUAACUCAGCAUUCGCGAUUGGUCUUCGGCGCGUCGGUGACGCGCACUGCUGGACGGUGCCCCUAUCACCAAAACUAGACCUCCCGGAGAGCACGAUGGAGGGAAAUACAUGGUGUCUUGAUGGCAACAUAGAGACUGAAACUCCAGAAAUGGUAUUCAGGUUCUUCAAGUCGCCGAUCCUGAGCACGAGGUACUUGGUGGGAACACGAGAGCUAGAAGAAGGCAUAUCAUCCUGCUUUCCGGAGAGGACAUCUGGACUGAAAUGGGACAAGUAUUUCAAGGAACUUAUCGAAUCAUUCCCACUUUAG